UUCAAAGCAGCUUUACAGUGACAACAGGAAUAUGAUCCAAUGAUGCAAAUGGUUCUUUUUGGCUGUACAGCAGCUCUAAACGAAUAGAGUGUCAUUGUUUGGCUGAAGUCAGUUCAGUGUUGAUUCAGUUCUGUUGUAAAGAUCAUCAAUUUUUAAAUUAGUUCAUUUCAUCUAUAAAGGAGCUCUGCAGAAAAACAGUGAUGUCAUCAUCAGUUCAGUUCUCAUCCAAUAGUGUCAGUGCAGUCAAAUCAAAAAUAUUAAUAAAUAUUAAGUGUCCACAAUUAAGCAAGCCAGAGGCGACAGAAUGGAAUCCAAACUCCAACAGGCAACAGAAUGGAGAAAACCAGAUUCAGUCGGAUCAGUUCUCCUCUGGCCAAAUGAACGAACAAGGUGUGAUUAUGUUUCAGGCUGCAUCACAAGUCAGAAAAUCAGAUUGUGGAUGGGUAGCAUAACUAUAAUAAAAUUUUACGGUACUCUUCGACUUCACUCUUCUUCAGUCUUCAGUCAUUAGUAAAAACAAUUAAAAUUAUAUUUUUAUAUAUGCAUAUAUUUAUGUAAGCUAUUAUUUAUGACGUUCAUAUCAUUGCAGGUUGACAGGCUAUGGAUAAAGCCAUAGAGCUGGUUGUAGCCAUUGUGAGGUCCCUCAACCAGUAAAAUAAACACCUACACACAGAAUCCAUGUCAACACAGUUGGUUCUUCAAAACAGAAUUCAAAUGAUGUAUAGUGUGUUACUAUACUAGUAUGUUAAGAAGAAGGUCUGACAAAAUAUAAUGCAGUUGGACAUUAUAUUGGAUCAGAUCCUUUUGCAAAUAAUGUAUGAAUUCUGUCAUUUUCCCCCCUCAGUCUCCACUCAUAUACAAAAGAAAUCUGCACAAAUAGAAACCUGAAAAAGGGGCAAAUACUUUUUGACGUCCCUGUAGUAUUGCACUGACAGUUAGUAAACACCAAGCAGUUUUGUCCGGUCUGCCUUGAGGCCUGUGGGUGUGUUCUGCCAGCCCUCUUUGAAGCCUGUAGUCCUGCAGAUAGGUAUCUCUCAGGUUUGAAAGCUCUUCAGAACCAGUUCUGCUGUCUACAGUUGUCCAAGUAAGUGUGUUUCUCAAUAGCACUUGUGGGCUUAUAGUUUGUAUGUUUGUUUUGAACUUUAUAAGGAGGACAGCUGUUAAAAAUGUUCAAACAAUAUUAUUUUGUAUUACAGACAUGUUAAAAAAAAUGUUGACUAAUAACUCAUUAACUAAUCGGUUUAUUAAUUAAAUAUAACAGAAAGAGGACCAGAUUGCAAACCAUUUCUAGGGGAGUUGCAUGUAUAUAGAUGUGUGCAUCUUUUGUUAUUUUAGCAUAUUACUGUUGUGAGAAAAUAUUCUACUUCUUUAUUGGUCAUUGGUCAACAAUUUUCAUUUUCUUUUAUAGGUAGGCUAUAUAUGUAUAAGGCAUGGCAAAUGUUUCUAUAAAGUUCCUUAGAAGACUAUUCAGAUUAGGCUAUUAAAUUUGGAGUCUGCUUUAGAAGCAGUCAUUAUGCUUCUGAUAAUUAUUUAGCAGACUUCAGUCAACUUUCAUUCAGUAUUGCAUGUGUUCUGAAAAACAAGGCAAGGAUUAAAGCACCUUCUGUGAGAGGAUAAGUCUAGUUUUCUAGUCUUCUUCUAGUUUUCAUUAUAUCUUGUUAUUAGUUGUUUGCCAGGCUCAUAGUUUCAUCAAAAACAGCUUGUCAUAUUAAUUUUCAGGAUUGGUUGUUUCACUGGACCAACCGGUUAAUCAUGUACACAUAUAGCCUGGCUAGAACAGUCCUGGCCUGCUUUUUGAACUGUGAAGUGAAAAAGCAGGACAAGUGAGAUUUUCAAAUCUGAACUUGAUGUUUCAGCCAGAGACUGAUAAUUUUAUGGGGAAAAAAAAAGAAAGAAAAAAAAAACUAGUUUGUAUGUAGAGUUUAUGUAGUUCCAAGUGAAAUCCAACAGUCAGAACAAUUAACUGUGCAGUGUGCCAUUGAUAAUGCAGCAAUGGUUUUGUUAUUUUCAGAGUGCGUAGUGGUUAAUAAGGACCUGGACUUUUACCUCAUGGGAUGCAGUCAAGUCCCAAGACUGAUGUAGUUUAAGUAAAGCCACAUGAGUCCCUAAGUAAAGCUUAAUCACGACAAUACAAAUAUCUAAGUGGGACGAAUUUGUUUGGAAAAAAUAUAAAUUAUAUACCAUAUAACAACAUAUUACAUAUUAGAGGUGCAUUCUUUUUUCUGCCAAAUAACUAAAUACAUUCAAUUAAAAGCUCAUAUUACAGCAUACAUAAAGAUACAGUGAUUUGGUAAUCAGUGAGCUCAAUCUACAGGAUGAGUGGAACGACCGCAUUCCAUUGGGGGUGGAGACUGAACAUUUGGUUUAUUCUGUGUUGCAGGUUCAGGCAUGAUGGAAGGCAUUAUUCCCAAGAGCAAAACCAAAGGUACCGACUUCUGUGGCAUCAACAGCUACUAUUAUAUAAUCCGCUCUGAUCUCGGCUGCUAUAUGCAGUCAAGCAAUUUCAAUAAAGGUUCAGACAUCUCUGUUUUCAGUCUGCACCCUACCUGCAAAAAUGGUGACCAUUACCUUGGUAGUGGAGAUGGCUACUUUUACAUCAUCAAGGGCACGUCAUACCGUAGAGUCAGCAACCUGACGACAGACAGCAGUGCUUCAGUUCACAGCCUUCAUCCCAACUGCCAGGGUGGAGACCACUACCUUGCAGCCUUUGGCAAGUUUUACAUCAUCUUCCAAGGAAAGGGCACUUACCGAAGAACAACAAACAUGAAUCAAGACUCAGAUGCUGUAGAAUACCCGCUGCAUCCCAAAUGCAAAAUCGGUUUGUAUUACUGGGGCCUGCCAAACCACUACUACUUCCUCAAGCCAGUCUCAGAGUGGGGAGUUGAGUACUACAAAGGCACAAACUUCAACAAAGACGAGUGCACUGGUGUCUAUUCUGUUCAUCCUGACGUUCUUAACUUCUUGCCUGGAGGGCUGUCAAUAACUAAAGGCCCAGCCUUUGGCAUUUGGGAGAACAUUAAAACUAUAACUAAUGACAGAAAUUCACCAGUGACAUGGCAAAAGAGAAUUAACAAAAAGGUUGGUUACAACAAGGAGAAGAUGUCUGAGAUCACACACAACUGGAAGAUAGCCAUGUCAACCUCGGCUGAAUCUAAAGACCUCUUAGGGUUAAUUGCAAAGUGCCAGUUCUCCCUUUCUACCGAAUAUGGAGGUUCAUAUGUCAGCACUGAAAACGAAAGCUGGAAUGAAGCGACUGAAGUGGAAGAACAGCUCACAUUGGAGCUGAAGCCAAACGAGCGUGUAUAUCUGUGGCAGUACAAACUGGGUCUUGGUCAAGAAACAGUUUUGUUCUGCCGUGAUUUAAAGAUUGACGAUGAGCCAAACCCUCCAACUGAAGUCCCGCUGCCACCUGCGCAUUCAUGAAAAAAAAUCAGGACUGGUUAACUCCAAGGAUAACCAAGUGCCUCAGUUAAAUACCUUAAUUCUAACUUUUCAAACAAUUACUUGGAUAUCUGAAAGCAUUGCUGAAAAAAAAAAAAAGCAGAGAGGAGGUUGGUAUAUAGCAAAGCAAUUUUUCAGUUAGAGUAGAUGUAACUACUAAAUACAAUACAAUCCAUUGUGGUAUAUAUGAAACUUUGUGUUGAUGAUUAAAAUAACAAAAUCUCAUGCACUCAAACUGCAAACGAAUCUUAGCAGGCACAGUGGAUUGGGUGGAGGGAGAAAUAUACACUGUAUUCUGUAGUACUUAUGCAUUAGGUGCAUUUAAAAGCUUUGUUUUCCACUUGCCUAUUGUUUAAAAUUUAGAUUUUCAUCUGUAUCCAGUAUAAACUUAUAAUAUAUUACUGAUUAUCAGCAUUACAUAUUUCUAUGAAUCAUAUUUGUUGUCAUAUUUUUUUUUUUUUCUUCACUUUCUGUCUUACUGCAUUCUUACUUUAUAGCAUAUACCAUUGGGACUUUGCUUUCAAUAUGUUGAAAUAAAGUUGGUUACUCCAUUUUAAGUCUUAGUGUUUUUCUUCACUAAAACCUAGUCAUAAGAAUGUUUGACAACACCUGUCGUGACUUUGACUUUCUGGACCCUCUGGGUCAGCAUGUAGCCACAGAUAUCCAGAGUUCUUUAAUGUUCAGUUAAUGCAAAGGUGUGUUUUUUUUUUUUUUUAAGCUGUGUGUCACGGUACUGCUGGGUAGAGCUCACUCACAAAGGUACAGGUGGCAAGAAUCUGAGGUAGGUAAUCUUUAAUCCACAAAAUCACAAGAGAAAACAAUAACAUACCAAAUAAACACAACUAUCACCAAACAAAGAAACAAGAGCAACUAAGAGAAUUAGAGACUAAACAAGGUAACUCAACAAUACACACCUGAACUGAGGACUCCAAUCAAUCAGUAACCAUAGAAACUAAAUGGCAGGGAACAGAGGAGAUCAGAACUAAUUAACAAGCUAGAAGCAGGCAAAAUAGAACAUGACAAAUCAAACUGAAAUACGAACAAUAAACAUGACUAAAACAAACUC
This is a messenger RNA of Ctenopharyngodon idella (grass carp), 4507 nucleotides long. RefSeq lists its product as uncharacterized. NCBI's taxonomy places the organism in Eukaryota, Metazoa, Chordata, Actinopteri, Cypriniformes, Xenocyprididae. The coding region runs from base 2389 to 3423 and encodes 344 amino acids. The transcript has 2 exons. The record is from RefSeq and is a predicted model, not a curated record.